Mollisia scopiformis is the source of this 1350-nucleotide messenger RNA. RefSeq lists its product as uncharacterized. Gene Ontology annotation, cellular component: membrane. Bases 1 to 1350 code for a protein of 449 amino acids. NCBI's taxonomy places the organism in Eukaryota, Fungi, Ascomycota, Leotiomycetes, Helotiales, Mollisiaceae. The record is from RefSeq and is a predicted model, not a curated record. Gene Ontology annotation, biological process: polysaccharide biosynthetic process. The transcript has a single exon. Gene Ontology annotation, molecular function: acyltransferase activity, transferring groups other than amino-acyl groups.
AUGGGGACCGUAUUUGGAUUUACGGCUUCCAAGGACGAUGAACUACGGGAAACAGCGUGGUUAGACGGGCUGCGAGGUGUGGCAGCCUUUCUAGUCAUGGUGUACCAUUACCAUCUCGACAUGUUCAAGUUUAACACUGAAGCGCCUUACGGUGCUCCAAAUACACAGCCAUGGGAACUUUGGAGGUUACCGUAUCUACGGAUCAUCUGGUGCUCGGGACACACGCAAGUCGGCAUUUUCUUUGUGCUCUCUGGAUUCGUCCUAAGUUGGUCAAGCCUAUCCUCGAUCCGCGAAGGACGACCGGAGAAAUUCGUACAAUCUCUGGGCUCUGCGUCUUUCCGACGGUGGAUGCGGUUAUUUUUGCCUUGCUUUUUGAUCGGACUUCUCUCCUUGCUACAGUUCUAUUUUGCCCUGGUAGAGCUACCCAUAACGAGGAGGAGUUCUUUUUCUGCCCAGCUUUUGGACUACCUCUGGGAGUGCGAACGCUUCUCAAAUCCCUUUCACUUGGAGCGAACCAAUUGGGAAGUUCUGCACAAGUAUAAUCAUACGAUGUGGACCAUGCCAGUGGAAUGGGCCGGGUCAUUGGUCGUGUUCAUGGUUCUGCUGAUGGUCAGCCGGAUACAAAGCUACACGAGACGAACCAUUAUUCUAGCUAUGGUGCCCAUCUACAGUUGUCUAUCUGCAAAAUGGAACUACUGGCUAUUCACCACUGGAAUCCUUCUCGCAGAUUAUGUUAAGCAAGCUGGUGGUUUCAAACAGCUCUCCGAUCACAUGAGUCGUCGCUCUCGUCUCUUCUGGAUCUUUGUCCUCCUUGUUGGUGGUUGGCUAGGCGGCAUCCCAGGGAAACGUGAGUGGUACGAACGUCCGGGUUACGAGUGGACCGACAACUGGAUUCCCACAAACUGGCAGGAUAUUGAAGGCGGACAACGCUACUUCUGGUGCUGGUCCGGAAUCAUGAUCAUCUGGGGGCUUGCCCACUUCACCACCUUGCGUCGAUUCUUCGAGCGGCCAUUCUGUCGAUAUCUGGGAAAGAUCAGUUUUAUGUUGUAUCUUACCCAUCGUAUGAUCGGAACUAUCCUAGGCGGUCCGAUCCGCAAGCAGAUCCUCAAUGUUCUCGGCACGCAUUAUCGAGCUCCUGACCAGCCGGAGAUCGAGCUGGUAGAGAUCAAUGGGUUUUUCUGGAAUAUUGUCGCGUAUCUAUUGGCGUGGGCAUGUAUGCUCCCACUUGCCUUGGCGUUGGCGAACUGGAGCACAAUUCUGGUUGAUGAGCCUUGUGUCAAGUUCACGAAGUGGGUGGAUGAUAAAUUUGUCAACGGUUUUGUGCUGGAGCAUGAGCGGCGUGCGACAUAA